Messenger RNA from Haliotis rubra (blacklip abalone), 1168 nucleotides. RefSeq names its product thiopurine S-methyltransferase-like. The coding region runs from base 382 to 1125 and encodes 247 amino acids. Gene Ontology annotation, molecular function: thiopurine S-methyltransferase activity. The record is from RefSeq and is a predicted model, not a curated record. The transcript has 10 exons. Lineage: Eukaryota; Metazoa; Mollusca; Gastropoda; Lepetellida; Haliotidae.
GGCGUAAAUCCCAACUCUCUCAGUCACUAUAUCUUAACAGCGUUGAAUCCUUUCAACAUUUCAGACCACUCUUUAAACAUUGAAUAGCCCGGUCAUGGAGAUAGCUUUGUGAGUUUAUAGAUAGCGAAAAUAGGUGACUUCACAGAACGUUCUUCCUGUUUACUCAUAAUUUCCUUCCUGCGUGAUAAUACUUCCUUGUGGAAUCUGAACAGAGAUGUUAUUUGACGAUGAAGGACCUGGGAUUAUAGCUGGGUAUUAGUGGAGCAACGUUUGAGGCGCUCACGUACCUCGUGGAAAUUCCUGGUCGGAUACGUCCCCAGUCAUCACAUUGGUUGAGGCAACUAAAUGUAUUUGGAGAUGUGAGGUGCCAAAUCGACCCCGAUGACGGAGAACUGUCCAGAUGAAUCUUCCCAAUCCGUUGUCUCGGUAGACGACGCACAGCAACGCAUUGAUGAUUGGCUGAAAUCCUGGGACGAUGGAACCCUGGGAUCGCUGGUGGAUACACACCCGGACCCAUGUCUGGUGGAACAUUUCCAUGACCUGACUGAUGGACGCCCGCACCUGAGAAUCCUGGUACCUCUGUGUGGAACAUGUCUGGAUAUGAAGUGGUUUGUUGAGCGUAGCCACAGCGUGGUUGGCGUGGACAUCUCCGAGGUGGCGGCCAGACUGUUCUUUGACCGGAACCAGAUCCCCCAUACAGUGCAUGACCUUCCGCACGUGCAGGGGAAACUAUAUCAGUCAACGGAUGGUGCCCUCAAAUUCUACGUGAUCAACUUCUACGAUUUUAACGAAAACCUGGAGGGUCUGUUUGAUGUUGUGUGGGACACCGGGUCACUUGGCUCUAUCGAUGUUCGAGACAGAGACCGGUAUAUGACCGCCAUUAACAGCGUGCUCAAACCAAACUGCGUCUACUUGCUCGAGACACUGGUCUUUGACAAAACGAAAUUUGAAGGUCCGCCCUAUAGUUUCCACAUCGAAGAUGUCCCGGAAGUGUUUGGGAACAAGUUUACCGUGGUCAAAGUCGCAGAGCAUGACUAUGACGUCCCUGAGGAUGACUGGGAUAUCGAAGAGGGUAUCCAGGAUAUCGGAUUUCGAUUCCACUUUUAUUGUCUCACACGGAUGUAACACCGCUCAGUCAACUCCAUCAGCGUCUUGUAUAGCAUGUUGG